Molecule: messenger RNA, 481 nt
Organism: Cuscuta europaea
Lineage: Eukaryota; Viridiplantae; Streptophyta; Magnoliopsida; Solanales; Convolvulaceae
Source: the annotation of a GenBank genome assembly
AAAUUUUCCGGCAGACACCAUGGGGUCACUUUAUUGAUAUUCCUGAUAUCCAGUUUUGUGGCCAAAUAGUCCACAUGUUGUUGUUACGGCUGGUGAAGCAGCAACCCGAUGAUGAGCUUUGGUUCAAUGUUGAGGGUAAACUUAUAGAGUUCACGUACAACGACUUCUGCCGCAUAACCGGAUUACCUGUGGCAGCCCCGAGGCCUGUUGUGGCUGAAGAUAGUGACAACGAUGAUGAACAAGCCGAAGAAGAGGAAGAACCAGGAGAGAUUGCUAAUACAUACUUUCAUGGAUCACUGGAUAUCACUUUCCAGAUGAUGAAGGAGAAGGUUCAAUGGUUAGGUGGAAAUAAAAAAAGGAAUGGUAUGCUAGGGGUGAAGCUUGCAUCCCUCUUCGUAGUUGAGAACGUGUUGAUGGGAAGAGACAGAACAACGAGGAUCAACCGGAGGUCGAUUCAGCUUGCGAACGACUUUGAGGAGUU